Molecule: messenger RNA, 1302 nt
Organism: Odobenus rosmarus divergens (Pacific walrus)
Lineage: Eukaryota; Metazoa; Chordata; Mammalia; Carnivora; Odobenidae
Gene: CLNK
Product: cytokine-dependent hematopoietic cell linker
Exons: 18
Coding region: 1-1302 (433 amino acids)
Biological process (GO): intracellular signal transduction; cell surface receptor protein tyrosine kinase signaling pathway
Source: RefSeq, a predicted model, not a curated record
AUGAUCACAAGCUACGAGUUCAGACAAAAGGACAACAGAAGGACAACAAAAGAAGGAUCCAGUGACUUGAAAUUCCAGAACCUCUGUCUGCCGAAAAAUAGGUCAUGGCCUCGAAUCAACAGCACCGCAGGCCAGUACCGGGCUAUCGACGAGCCUCUUCUCGAAUGUGAAAGGAACUUUGCUGUGGCAGCUCUGGAUGGAGACUACAGGGAUGAUGACUACGAAGACCCUGAGCUUCAUGUGGUAGAGGCGUGGAAAUCGAUACAAAUAUUACCAGCCAGGCCUAUAAAGGAAUCAGAAUAUGCAGACACACGCUGUUUCAAGGGUGUGAUGGACACUCCCCAUCCCUUAGACACCAAGACCUCUGUCCCCACAGAGCGCCAUCCCCAGCACACACAGAUGGGGCUGGAAAAAGUGGACAAACCCAUUUUCAAGGAUUCCAGAAGCCAACAUGUUAAAGGAGACAGACCCACAAAGGGAAACAAGACUCCUUUACCACCUCCUCGGCCACCUGUCACUCUUCCAAAGAAGUACCAGCCCUUGCCCCCCCGGCCGGAGAGCCGCCGGUCACCCCUCCCUCAGAGGAUCAGCUUUCCUGACAUCCAGAAAGGUCCCAGGCAGAUAAGCUUAAAGGACUUAAGUGAGGUCCUUGGAACAGAGAGAGUUCCUCAUUACCAGAUGAAGCCUGAAUCAAUUCACCUGUCACAAAAUCAAAGCACUCCAGAGAUUCCUCUUGCCAUUGCCAGCUCGCCAUUCAUGAACAGGAACCACAGUGUACAAAACAGAGAUCAUAAAGAAAGCAUGCAGUUUCAUCCUCCUCAGAGAUGUCAGUCUCCAGCCCGCUUCAGCUCUCAGGAAAAUUUGCUUCACUAUAAAAACACAAGCUGGAGAGAACCUUUCCCUACAAGGUCUGAUGCAAAGGAUGUCCAGCAGAAUGACUGGUACAUCGGAGAACAAAGCCGCAAGGCAGUAGAAGAGGCAUUAAGGAAGGAGAACAAGGACGGCACUUUCUUGGUCCGAGACUGUUCCACGAAAUCCAGGGCAGAACCCUACGUGCUGGUGGUGUUUUAUGGGAACAAAGUCUACAAUGUGAAAAUCCGUUUCCUGGAGAAGAAUCAGCAGUUUGCCCUGGGGACAGGACUAAGGGGAGAUGAGAAGUUUAAUUCAGUGGAAGACAUCAUUGAACACUACAAGUAUUUCCCCAUCGUACUAAUUGAUGGGAAAGACAAAACCGGAAUCCACAGGGAGCAAUGCUACCUGACUCAGCCCCUCCCCCUCAGCAGGUGCUUCUCACCUUGGUAG